CUCCCCACCACCACCACCACCACCCAACCACCCCAACACCCCGCAGGCUAUUACCCGCCCGCAGCAUCUUCGGCAGCUGUUCGUGCAUAGCGUGUGCCCGGUAUAGCGCUCGUUCCCGCCCUGCAGCAGUAAGCAGCGACAGCAGCAACAGCAGCAGCGGCAGCAGCAGCAGGGACAUCAACAUCAUCAACAAUAACAUCAGUAUCAUCAUCAGUAUCAUCAUCAGCAGCUCCCCGCGGCCGCGUGUGCUGGCCGGCUGGCUGGAAUCAGAGAGGCGGGCAGGCAUGUCAUUGCUGCACAGCAAGACGGAGUGGCAGGAGCGCUCAGAAGGGGUCGGUGGCCAUGGAGGUCCGCGACUCACGCAGCUGGGCCAGGGCAGCCCGUACUCCAACGCCCCGCCGCUGACGCACGCCACGAGCGGCGGCGCCGACUUCCAACCCCCCUACUUCCCGCCGCCGUACCAGCCGCUGGCCUACCAGCCGCAGGACCCCUACGCGCACGACCCGUUCGGCCUCAACCAGCUGCACCACGCCGCACAGUACCACCAUCACCACCACCACCAUGCCCAGUCGCAGCAGUGGCCCGCAAGCCAGCGGCAGUCGGUCGGGCCCGGAGGCGGCGGCGGGGGCGGCGGAGGAGGAGGCGGCGGUCCCACGUCCGACGGGGUCCUUUUGUCCCAAGCUUCGAUGGCGCAACAGCAGCGGGGGUUGGCGGCACAGCUGUCGGGCCGCGAUUACUCGGCCGCGGCCGCCGCAGCCGCAGCGGCCGCGGCGGCUGCCAGGCGGCCCGACAUCCUGUUGCACGGUGGACCCGGCUCGCUGGACCACCCGGGCCUGGCCGAGCAGGGCUUGAGUCUGCAUCAGAUGGGUCAUCACGGAUUGGAUGAGCAGCAGAUGGAGGAGGCCCUCAAUUUAAAUCUGAUGGACCACUCCGACUCCGUGAUUAAGAAAGUCGUCAUCGGCUCGUCCAAGUCGGGCAUGCACGGGGGUGGAGCGGGCGAGAUGAUGGGCAAGGGGAGCCUGGUGGGCAGUGUGGGCAACCCGGGAGAAGUCUUCUGCUCCGUGCCGGGGAGAUUGUCUCUGCUGAGCUCCACGUCAAAGUACAAGGUGACCGUGGGCGAGGUGCAGAGGCGCCUCUCUCCGCCCGAGUGCCUCAACGCGUCGCUGCUGGGCGGCGUUCUGCGCCGAGCGAAAUCAAAAAACGGAGGCCGCUCGUUGAGGGAGAAACUGGACAAGAUCGGGCUCAACCUCCCGGCAGGCAGACGCAAGACUGCCAACGUGACCCUGCUCACCUCGCUAGUGGAAGGCGAGGCCAUCCACCUGGCGCGCGACUUUGGCUACGUGAGCGAGACGGAGUUCCCCUGCAAGGCGGUGGCCGACUACCUGACGCGCCAGCACGCCGACCCCUCCGACAUGCACACGCGCAAGAACAUGCUGCUGGCCACCAAACAAGUCUGCAAGGAGUUCGCCGACCUGCUGACCCAGGACCGCUCCCCACUGGGCAACGCGAGGCCGCCCGCCGUGCUGGAACCCGGCAUCCAGGCGGCCCUGACGCAUUUCAGCCUCCUCACUCACGGCUUCGGCAGCCCGGCGAUCCUGGCAGCGCUCACCUCCUUCCAGAACUACCUCACGGAGGCGCUCAAAGCCACGGACAAACUCUACCUGAGCGGCUCCCAGCAGCAGCAAGGCUCAGGGACAGACUCGUCCAGAUCGAGCGCGGGUGGGAAGAUGUCCGAUAAAGAAGAUAAACAUCACCGGGGAAAGUGAUCUCCUCCUCCCCCUCCUCCUGCUACCCGCCAGUGCGGCGACGAACUUCGGUUUCAUUGUAAUGAUAAUUAUAUCAGCAGCAGCUGCAGCAGUAGUAGCCAGCUGUGGCAGUCGCGUAGGUAUUGAGUGUGCAGGCGGUGCAACUGCACAGGGACCCACGACCGCUGGGCUAUGAAGAGGUGGGAGGACGGGAGAGGGGAGGGGAGGUUGGGGGAGAAUUGAUUUGGACAGAGGGCUUUAUUUGCAUGCCCCCGCACCUCCGAUUGGCACGGUUGGCCAUGUACGGUGCGAAAGAAGUUCAACAAACAUACACACAUACCAGGGCCCAUGCCAAGACACGUAGCCGCGUCACUGAGCAACGCAAGCGAUCGAUUUGGUAAUGACCGCGGGUCGAGAGUUCACGCCGUGAGCGCAGGCAGGUUAAAAACAAAACAAGUUUGGGUGACCAAGAAAUAAUCUGGACUUUUAUUUUUGGCGCUUAAAACAAGAAAAGCAACUGGAAUUGUUUUAAAGUGAUUUUUUUUUACUGAUGCUCAUUACGGUGGCGCUAAACGACUCGAGGUCGAUGCUGUUGUUGAUGUUGGUGUAACACGGCGCAUUUGUAAAAUGAUGACUUGAGAGAAGUAUAAUUUGAAAUCUUCGCGCGUGCGUGCGUACAUGGGACAUUGUAAUCACCGCUUCGACUUGCUUCGAAAUCCACAAUCGCUCGACGUGCCAGCGGAAGACAAAGGGCGGACGGCGGUUCUUGCGGCCCUUUGGAUGACGAAGAAAACGACAAGUGACGAGUUUCAAGAAACGAUUACGACGACAACAACGACAACAUCGUCAUCGUUAUCAUCAAAGACUGGGCCGUCAUUGAGAACAGAAGGAAAAUCUCACGAGGAAUAAGACGCUCGCGUCUUGAUAAUGGAGAGAGAGGAGACACUCGGAUAGAGGGUGGCCGAUUAAGAAAGUUAAGAUAGAGGCGGUCGUGGAAAGUGACCAAAUAUGUGUUUUUUAAUUUUACUUUUUUUAUUGGAAUCAUCAACGCUAUUAUCACCCUCCUCAUCGUCGUCGUCAUAACCAUCACCACCUUUGCGCUGAGCGUCACAACACCGAAAACCCCACGGUACGACUCCCCCAUGCUCGCCAAUCUAAUCCGUUCAAUCACAAAACGACCACAGCUGUUAGUGGAAAUAUUGCAUAAUUUAUAUGAUUGGAAGGAGAGUACACUACUGUGCAGCACUUUGUCAGUCCACUGCUGGAUGAGGGCCCUGCUCCCAAAGUCAGUAUCGAUCGUGGGUGGGUGUGGUAUUUGACCGUAAGCCGUAACAGCCCCCUGACAUAGAUUCUUAAUAACGCAUUGACUCACUUUGUGUAACAAUUCUGACAUUUUCGAUCGCUCAUGCAGUAUACUGUAUAUAUAUAAAAUGUUGCAAUGCAUUGGUAUUGAGGUUGUUACCAACCAGGCUGCUUCCAGAACCGCUCCCUUCACUACAAUAUUAAAAAGAAAAUACAUUAAAAUAUAUGUACUUGUAUUCUCCGGAUUAUAAGACGUUUGGGAAAGUAAAGACGAUCCAAAAAAAAAGUGUGUCAAUAAAGUUAUACAAACUCUUUGGUUCUAUUCGGUAAAGUCACGUAGGUAAAAAAUAAUCGAUUCUUUAAUCGAUUAUGUCACCCUCCGUAGUGUAAGAUAUUUAGUUUUGUGGUUGUAUGUAUAUACAGAACACACGUAUGCUGUAUAUAUAUACACACACACA
This is a messenger RNA of Petromyzon marinus (sea lamprey), 3505 nucleotides long. Its product is annotated as transcription factor AP-2-alpha. Gene Ontology annotation, cellular component: nucleus. Gene Ontology annotation, biological process: anatomical structure development; regulation of transcription by RNA polymerase II; regulation of cell population proliferation. Lineage: Eukaryota; Metazoa; Chordata; Hyperoartia; Petromyzontiformes; Petromyzontidae. Gene Ontology annotation, molecular function: RNA polymerase II transcription regulatory region sequence-specific DNA binding; DNA-binding transcription factor activity, RNA polymerase II-specific. The record is from RefSeq and is a predicted model, not a curated record.